AUGUUUGGUGUACUCACUUCACUGGUGCAGACAGCCACAGAGCAGGCGAAGAAACUCACAGAUGAGGGAUUGGAGUUUGUAAAGCAGACGGGAGUACUGGAUCUUGAAGAGGGAUAUAAUGAUGAAGAAAAGAGUACUGGACUUGAUAAUAAGGAAGUUACUGAAACAACGCAGGAAACUUCAUCUGAAGUAAAGAGUGAAGAAAAAGAGAAAACGAAAGAAAAAGAACGAAAAAAACAAGAUGAAACAUGUUGUGUUACAAAACAACUUCUUACUAUACCACCAUCUGAAUGGGAAUCACCAGUAGAAGAAUGGCAAAUGAUAGCGGAAUCUGUUUUAAUGGAGGAGAAUACCUGUAUUAUUCCUCCUAGUAGAAUAAUUGAGAAUAAAGAAAUCGCAUCAAAGAUUUGUAAAUGUUUAAAGAUAAAUUCAAUUGCUAAUCUUCCAACCCCUGCGGAAGUAGAUGCUUGUAAACCAUCAAAGGAGGUAGUGGAAUGGAUAUUAUCUUCUUCAGAAAAAAUGGAGUUUCGAUCAUCAUUGGUUCCUCGUCUUGUUGGAGAUGAAGAUUAUUGGGUAAAUCUCUCAUGGCGAUUUCACCUUUAUCACAUGUGUCGUAACACGGAUCAGUUAUUAGAUUUAGUUGAAAUUGUAUCAACUGAACCGGAUCCAGUUGACAAAACAGGGACUCAGCGUAAGAAGAACAUUGGUGUACCAAACAAUACAGAGUAUUGGAAAAAAUUGCGAGAUGAGGUACAGUCCAAGAGAGCCUUAAAGCAUUGGAUACAAGAACAGGUUAAUAAUGUCAAUCAUGAAAUUGAACUCGCAUGUGGGAACCUUCAGUUACUGUCGAAACUUAUUAAAAAACGUGAAACUACGGAUUUGGGAAAUUCUGUUUGUGAAAGUUGCAAAUAUCACAAGACAAAACUAAGUCGUUUAAUGGGAGAUUUAGCGGCAGAACAGGAAAAACUUAAUGAUAGUGAACUUUCUGUAGAGCAUGGCUCUCUCUUUUCUCGACUUGUUGAAACGAAUGAGAUGUUGCGUAUAAAGAUUGAAGCAUACACGGAUCUUUGCAGUGGAAAUCUUUCAGAGGGGUGGGAACAUCUCUCUGAUGAGGGAAAUGUAGAAGUAGCAACUAAAAAUGACAUGGAUGAGGAAAAAGAAACCGAUGGUGAUGUAGUCUUUGAAGCAGCGCUACCGUGGGAAGAUGAAGAAGAAAAAAAUGCUAAUUCCUCUUAA
Messenger RNA from Trypanosoma theileri, 1236 nucleotides. RefSeq lists its product as uncharacterized. NCBI's taxonomy places the organism in Eukaryota, Euglenozoa, Kinetoplastea, Trypanosomatida, Trypanosomatidae. Bases 1 to 1236 code for a protein of 411 amino acids. The transcript has a single exon. The record is from RefSeq and is a predicted model, not a curated record.